AAACACAGAGCUCUAUUUAGUGUUCCUGUUUUAAGUCCAGUUAAGUAACAAACGAGGAACUGCACACAGUCCACUUUGGAUUUCUGAAUUUAAAUACAUUUGUUUUUUAUUUUGUACUUAUGGCAUUGACUGUAAAUGUUGACAGAUGGGUAGAAGACAACAAAGCAUGUUUUUUACCUCCAGUCUGCAAUAAGCUAAUGCAUAAUGGUCAACUGACUGUAAUGUUUGUUGGAGGCCCAAACCAACGAAUGGAUUAUCACAUUCAAGAAGGAGAAGAGCUAUUUUACCAACUGCAAGGAGACAUGUGUCUGAAGAUAAUUGAAAAUGGAAAGCACAAAGAUAUCCACAUCAAAGAAGGAGAGAUGUUUCUCUUACCAGCUCGGAUCCCACAUUCCCCACAGAGGUUUAAGAAUACAGUAGGGCUUGUUAUUGAGAGAAGGAGGUUGGGAAAAGAGAAAGACGGACUCAGGUAUUAUGUUGGAGAUAAGUCAACCGAAGUUUUGUAUGAAAAGUGGUUUUAUUGUUCAGAUCUUGGAAAGCAACUUGCUCCAAUAAUAAAUGAGUUUUUUAAUUCGAAGCAAUAUCAGACAGGAACGCCUGAUCCAGACAAACCGUUGGAAGAAAUGCCUUUCCCACUCAACCCUGUAAAUGUUAUGAAACCAUUUUACUUUCGAGAAUGGUUAGAAAAUCAUCGAAUACGAAUAAAUCUGCAAAAAGAAUUGCACUUGUUUGAUGAGCACCAUGACAUGAAGGUUACUAUUUAUGGGUCAGGGGAAAGCAAACCAAGCAUUACAAAGACUGAUGUCUGGAUUUGGCAGCUGGAAGGCACUUCAGGUGUUAUGUUGGGUGGUGAAACUGUAAGGCUCAAUGCUGGAGAUAGUCUUCUCAUUGAAGAGCAUUCUUCAUAUUCCUGGAUCAGAGAUCAAGGAUGCGUAGCAUUAAGCAUUCGCCAAGAGCCAGCUGAAAGCAAAUAAAUUGACUAAAUACACAACCACAGUAUUAUUGGAGGAAAACAGCUACAUAUUUCUAAUCGUAAAUGUCUAUCCAUUAUACAGUGAGUGUGGGAGUUCACAUCAGACUUAAAAGAACGUUUGCAGCACGGUUAAUUUAGCCAAUAUUUUGAUUUGAUUUUAUAUCAGCUCAUCGUAACUCACUCUUUAGUGAAUAAAGCCCAUAUCUCUACACCAUUAGGUCA
Messenger RNA from Pelobates fuscus (common spadefoot toad), 1195 nucleotides. It is a transcript of the gene HAAO, whose product is annotated as 3-hydroxyanthranilate 3,4-dioxygenase. The transcript has 10 exons. The record is from RefSeq and is a predicted model, not a curated record. Gene Ontology annotation, molecular function: 3-hydroxyanthranilate 3,4-dioxygenase activity; iron ion binding. Gene Ontology annotation, biological process: quinolinate metabolic process; 'de novo' NAD+ biosynthetic process from L-tryptophan. Gene Ontology annotation, cellular component: cytoplasm. Lineage: Eukaryota; Metazoa; Chordata; Amphibia; Anura; Pelobatidae. The coding region runs from base 120 to 974 and encodes 284 amino acids.